Spodoptera frugiperda (fall armyworm) is the source of this 3191-nucleotide messenger RNA. RefSeq names its product PRADC1-like protein. The transcript has 5 exons. The record is from RefSeq and is a predicted model, not a curated record. Lineage: Eukaryota; Metazoa; Arthropoda; Insecta; Lepidoptera; Noctuidae. The coding region runs from base 95 to 742 and encodes 215 amino acids.
UCAGUUGACGCCGAUUCGAUAAUGUCAAUAUUGCUAUCAAACGAUAGCGAUUUAUUGCAAUAAGGAUUGGUGAUUUAACUGUAAAAGAAUUGAUAUGCGAUUUAAAAUGAAACUUAAUUCAAUAAAACGAUUACUGCCUUUAUAUUCUAGUAUACUACUUACUAUAUUUAUAAGUGUCGUGUCACCUGGUGCAAAUGAUUUACACUUCCAUGACGGCGUUUCUACAGCAGACAUUAUUUAUGGAGACGUAUUUUUCGAAAUACUAGAUCCUCCGGAACUUAGGUAUUCAUAUCGAAUUAGACCGGCGAAAGAUUUUGGUACGCCUUUUAAUGAGAGUAUACAGUUUCAAGAUGCACGGUUGGUUCCAACAAAUCCACUGCAUAGUUGUGUUGACCUAACGAAUCAAGAUGACAUUGUCGGUCAAAUCGCGCUCUCAGAAAGAGGGGGAUGUUCAUUUGUCUUCAAAACGGCAAAAGCACAGCAGGCUGGAGCCAGAGCCAUUAUAAUUACAGAGUCAGUAGACAAAUGGGAUGACUCUCUGGACCAUCUUAUUGAGAUGGUAGAUGAUAAGAUGGACCAAGAUGUGAAUAUACCAGCAGCUUAUCUCCUGGGUCGAAGUGGUACCACUAUACUUCGCACAUUAAGAAAAUUAAAAAAAGACUAUGCCAUUGUCAAUCUGCCAAUAAAUUUGACCCAUGUGCCAAUUGGUAAGAUGAACCAGCCCCCAUGGAUUUCAUGGUAAUUUUAUACUUCUAUAUAAUAAUGCCUGGUAUGAACCAUGGCCAGAUUUUUCAUGGGUAAGUUUGUACAUUGUGUACCUUAUUUUCACAUUAUUUAUCAUUUUAAAUUUCAACUAAAAUUACUUUUUAUAUUCUUACCUUAAUUUACUUUCACAUGAGAUAUGAUUAAAACUAAAUAAUGGUAUGUAACUAUAAAAUAAAUGAGAUUACAAUAAAUCUGUCCAUGGUUGUGCCAGAGACUUUAACUACUUACAUUUCCUAUUUAUUUCAAAAUGAACUGUUUGAGUUAAAAUGUGGAAAUAAAUUAAUGCUGUAUUUAUUUAUGGUUUUUGUCCACAUACGUAAGUGUAAUCCCAGCUUAAAUUGCCUGCCAGUGUUUAUUUGCGGACCCUUCAUUAUUCUAUGAAAAUCAAGAAGCAAUUACAUUUGGUUUCGAGAAUGUGUCAUUACAAAUUUUAGGUUUAGUUUUGUUAAUUUCCAUUCCUUUAUUAUUAUCCGUUAUUUUAAACUGUUUGUGAUAAUGGUGAUGCAGUUUUGUAACCAAAACCUUGAGUACAAAUGUAUUAUUUGUAAAACAUGUUAUUUAGUUAUUAGUUGGUUAUUCAUAGACUAUCAUGUUUUGUGGUUAUGGCUGCUCAUUUAGUUUUUAUUGUUAUUGUAAGUAAAGCAAUAUAGUCAAAUUCAAGAGAUUGUGAUAUGAAAUUGCUUGAAUUUUCAAGUCAUUAGUUUAAUAUAAAAUGAAGUUGAUAUAAAAUACUGUGUUAUUAAUAAUAUUAUAAUGUUUUGGUUUUAAUUUUUGAGUAUUGAAAAGGCAUUUGAGUAUUAUAUGACAUACUAGUAUUUAUUUAUUUUUAUUUAAAAAAGGUACCAUUCAAAAGCGAUAUAAUGAUAAGAACAUUACCUUAACAUAAUAUAAUAAACACAAGUUUUACAUGGAAUUGCUUUUGAUUUCAGGAGUAUUUUUUGUUUAUUGAAAUAUGUACUAGAAAGUCAUGCAGUACAUAUAAAUAUAUUCUUAUUUAUAAGCUAUUAAGAUAUGUAUGUUAAAAUACUGAAAUAUACCUAUAGUGAAAUGGUGGCAUAUAAAGCAAGACUUAUUACAUCCUGAAAGCUAGAAAGAAUAUUUUAAACGAACUUAUAGUUAUUUGGAAACCUAUACGCCUAGGUUGAAUGGGGCCUUAGCCACACUAGCGCCACACCAGUUGAAAUUUAACAGUAACGAUCAAUGUACGCACACAGUUGCAGGUUACGACUGUGAAACUUAUUCGUUUGUCAAUUUUUGGUAGCUACACAACCCUACACAUCACAAGCAUCAUUUAGGGAGCAAAUCUCUCAAUGAGUUUAAAUUAAAAUAAGUUUGUGACGUGUAUAACCUAAGGGUACACCUAAGGGUACAGUAGUUCAAUGCUGAUACAAUGUCAGCAUUGAACCACUGGGUGAUGCAGGUUCUCAAUACCAUAAUCUAAUAAAAGUUACAGAUAUAUUUUUAAGUGAUUGAUUAUUUAUUUUAAUUAUUUAAUACCAACAGUGUAUGGCUUAAAUUUUUAAGUUUUUCCCCAUCAUUAUAGUUUGUGAUAGAUUCAUGUCAAUUUUCGUUUGUAUUUUAUGGUAUUAGAAUGUGUACCUACCAUACUUAUGUACUUUUUACUAUGUGUCAUAUUGAAAACAGUAAGGACUUUUAAAUAAAAUAUAUUAAAGCAUCUAUUUUGUAUUUAAAAUUAUUUAACACAUCAACACAACUGCAUACAAUACUAACAUAAUGAAUUAAGAAUUCUGAGUCCAGUGAAGUAUUCCAUGCUGUAAUUGUGUGCCAUAAGUUGAUGGUUAGUCAAGUUAUUAGGUUCCAACCUGCAUAGUAAAUAACUUAGCUAAGUACAUACAUAAGUAAGAGUACCUGCUCUGGGGCCUCUUGGUAUCCCAAAAGGCCCAUCUGCCUGCUGGGGUAAGGAUCUUCAAAGUCCCUAUCUUCUACAUUCAAUUACAAUUACAGUGACCAGCAAGUCAACCUACUCUUUUCUAUCUUUCUUUAUUACAUUUACCUACUUUAUUGUGUUCAUAUAAAGUCGAAAGUCCUAUGAAAAAAUUGACAGCUUGAUCUACUAGCCACUGUACCUAUCUACUUAUACCUUCGUAAGAAAAGUCCUUGCUGUUUUAAAACCUUUUAAAUUAAGGUAGCGCAUACUAUGCUGUGUAACAAUUAAUAGUUGACUUUUGCUUCAGGGUUUUAUAAAAAAAAAGAUGUAACUUGAUAUGCCGCCAAGCAGAGGUGGCGGUACAUGAAUGUGCUUCGAGUUUACGUAGGUAUUGAAGCGUUCAGUCAAUGACCUAUUAUAAUGAGGAUCUCAAUGUACACUAAAUUUGUCUCGUUAUAAUACCUUUUACAUUAAUCAUUUAUGGCUUUUGUAAUUUAAGUAUUAUUGUGAGGUAUUAAAGUUCAAAUACUCUGUAAAA